AUGGGUUACAAUUGUUCUUGCUCUCCUUAUGACGCAGCACAAGCAACAAAGGUCUCAAGUGAAACCUUGAGUAACAAGAAAAACUGGAUUCCACCAGAAAUUAAGAGAAAUUCUCUUGGAAUAAUGUUAUUAAAAACUGAGUUGAUCAGAAACGUUAGACAAACCUGUCUAAAUACACAACUCUCAACAACUCUCAACCCUUCAACUACUAGUUUUGGAAGGCCAAACGACCUCAGAAUGCUAAAAUCCAUCAUACUUCACAGCAAAGCAAUCAAAGCCUCUGGUAGUGCUACUGCAGAUGUUCAAGGGCUUGCUCAGAUCGUGGACGAUCAAAUACAAAUCAAUCUGAAGGAUACAUUUUCCGAAGCCAGCAAAUUAUAUAAGGAGACAACUGAGCGAGUUAUGAAAGAAUGCUUCCAAAUAUGCUCCGAAGAGUACGGUGUAGCUAUUCAUUACAUGGAUGGUGUCGUUGCAAAUCUGAAAUCUAAAAAUUACAGGAAUGCAAGGGAAGGUCUUACGGGCGUCUAUGUUGACGCAGACACUUGUAAGGAGUCGUUCCAUGAGGAACCAGUUCGACCAUCGCCAUUAACGAAAAAUAACAAUGAUGUAAAGGAUUUAGCUCUAAUUGGUUCGCAAAUUAUCCAUAUUCUAGGUUAA
Prunus dulcis (almond) is the source of this 657-nucleotide messenger RNA. RefSeq names its product putative invertase inhibitor. The record is from RefSeq and is a predicted model, not a curated record. Gene Ontology annotation, molecular function: enzyme inhibitor activity. Bases 1 to 657 code for a protein of 218 amino acids. NCBI's taxonomy places the organism in Eukaryota, Viridiplantae, Streptophyta, Magnoliopsida, Rosales, Rosaceae. The transcript is spliced from 3 exons.